UACUCAGUCCUGAUUCGUGAUGUCGAUUGAAAUCGUUCGUUCAUCACAGGGACGGUGGGAGAUCAAGUAUUCCGGGCAAGACAGUAAAAAAGAAAGAAGUAUUCCGGGCAAGAGAUCAAAGAAACCCCUAAUUUUCCACUACAAGUCUACAACGCAGCUUGCUGAUUCCAUUGGUCGCCAUCUCAAGAAUAUCCAUCCGAUCGUGCUCUCCCACACGGCCCAACCCGGCGGCAGCAUCGCCUCUCUGAUGCUAAGACCACCGCCGGCGCCACUGCCGACUUCCCGCGCCUCCCUGCUCCCGCCCCCCAAAGCCGCAAACCCCAAAACCGACCCCACUCCGGCCACCUCUACCAACGCCAGAGUCACGCCCAUGGGCGUGGCGGCGUCGUGGCCGCGCGCGCUGGGGCAGCGCUUCAACCCGGGCGGCGUGGCCGCGGUGGUGACCGUCGCGGCGUCCGAGCCGCGUCUUGCGCUGCCGCACGUGUCGGUGCAGGACAUCCGGUGGGUGGACUGGGGGGAGCUCCGCCGCGUCGGGUUCCGCGGCGUGGUGUUCGACAAGGACAACACCCUCACCGCGCCCUACGCGCCCGCGCUCUGGCCGUCUCUCGUUGCCUCGUUCGACCAGUGCCGCGCGGCCUUCCCUCCCGGCGCCAUCGCCGUCUACAGCAACUCCGCAGGAUUGAAGCAGUAUGACCCUAAUGGUGUGGAAGCCAGUGCCAUUGAGGCGGUCAUCGAGGGAGUUCAUGUGAUCAGGCAUGAUGCAAAGAAGCCUGCUGGAGCAGCUAAGGAAAUAGAGAGUUAUUUUGGUUGUUCAGCUUCAGAUCUCGUGCUGGUUGGUGAUCGAUACUUUACUGAUGUUAUCUAUGGAAACAGGAAUGGUUUUCUUACCAUAUUAACAGAGCCAUUGAGUUUUGCCGGUGAAUCUUACAUUGUCAGAAAGGUUAGAAAACUGGAAGCAUACAUUAUCAGUUACUGGUACAAGAAAGGACACAGACCAGUUAAGCACCCUUUGCUCCCUGAUGUGAGAAGAAUUGUGAAGUUUGAUCCGUAUGAAGACUCUGUCACUUCUUGACCAUAUAACGGUGAUAUAUGUUGUUAAUCCACACACUCAUCGGCUUGGCAACUGUCAUAGGCUCCUUCUUGCCUGGCAUAAGGCUCACAAAUGGCCUGGUCGUCAUGACUGGAAGCAGUUGUGCCACCGCAGCUUCAGCUCACUUGGCCAACAUGCUUCACAGUAACCGCGAAGGAUCCGUCUAAACCAAUUGGCAAACUGCGGCGUUAGCUUGCUGCGGCAGGAUAAUGUUGAGGAUGCGGCGUAAUCUUCGGCACACUCAUCUUCCGGCUCCGCUGAUCCCGAUCUUCAGGUACCAGGUUACGCUUGUUUUUUUGCAUGGAUGCUCACCUAGAGGAACGUUAGUCAUUUUCUGUAGCUGGUCAUGACUGAUUUGAUCAUCAAUGUCUUAAAACUGAAACCGUGCAUUCCCACCCAAAA
Brachypodium distachyon (stiff brome) is the source of this 1492-nucleotide messenger RNA. RefSeq lists its product as uncharacterized. The record is from RefSeq and is a predicted model, not a curated record. Bases 20 to 1072 code for a protein of 350 amino acids. Lineage: Eukaryota; Viridiplantae; Streptophyta; Magnoliopsida; Poales; Poaceae. The transcript has 6 exons. Gene Ontology annotation, molecular function: phosphatidylglycerophosphatase activity.